Drosophila grimshawi is the source of this 2050-nucleotide messenger RNA. Its product is annotated as transmembrane protein 135. The record is from RefSeq and is a predicted model, not a curated record. NCBI's taxonomy places the organism in Eukaryota, Metazoa, Arthropoda, Insecta, Diptera, Drosophilidae. The transcript is spliced from 4 exons. The coding region runs from base 278 to 1642 and encodes 454 amino acids.
AGUCGAAUUUGAAGCGUUUAGCUGAGUAGAUUGCACUAUUUGUGUAAGGUAUUCGGUGCGCAUUCCAUGCGGAUUUUAACCAACAAGCUAAACUAAAUCCAAGCGAAAAAGCAAGUGAAACAGGCGCAUUUUUGUACUUUGUUCGCGGAAUUGGUGGGUGCGUGUACGAGUUUCAUCGAUAAUCUUAUCAUCAUUGGUCACCUGCCAAGUGUGGUAAUCUUAAUAUAUACGCUUAAGCCUUAAUCGCGGUACAUUUAAUAAAAAAAAAAAGCAUAGCAUGACCGUGCAGAGCAAACUAAUUGACAACGCCAUCAACUGCAGCUGUCGUGAAUAUGUGCAUCCAUGGACAUCUAGUUGUAUCGCCAGCGCAGGCGGCAUGCUACUUGCUGCCAUACCGGUUACUAUGCGCACCUACGCAGUGGUCUAUCUGCUGGCGCUCGUGAUGAAAAUGCGCAUUCCAAGAUUGUUGGACUUACAGCACACGAUUACUGGCAUUUUAAAGUCGACGGCCUUCCUCACGACGAACGCUUAUAUGUUCUCCUUGAUGGUCUGCCUUGUUCGUCGCUUCCUUGGUCGCUUCUAUGCCAGCACAGUGGCCUUCAUACCGACAUUUAUUGGCAGCUUUGUCGCAUUGAGCAUUGAGCGACCGGAGCGUCGCACACCACUGGCGCUGUAUGUGGCAAAUGUUGCUUCAGAGGCAUUGUGGCACAUGUUGGAGGCACGUGGUCUAGUGCGCUCAAUACCCAAUGGACAUGUUUUCAUUUUGGGCUGCAGCCUAACAGCUCUGCUCUAUAUGUACCGCAUGGGUGUGCAUAAGACGAAGGUCAAGGACGCCACCUUUAAGGCUCUGAGUAUACUCAUUGGCAAGCAGGAGGAGGGUGCAAUUAAAACGCCACAAGUAACAACCAAACAAAACUCCAGGCAGCCAUUCGACUUCCGCAGCAUCUCUGCCUACAUUCAGCUCUACGAUCGUGUGCAAAAGGCCAAACAUCCAAGUUGCCCACAUCGCGAGGGUUGCGGCAGUUACGCCCUCCUGGGUGGCCUAAAACCCUUUGUGGGCGGCAUUGGGUUGCAAGUGGGCCUAAAGCUGCUGCUCAGCAUACCCAACAUAAUCAAAAUGAAGAUGAACUGGCGCAAGCAGAUAUUUAACAAAGGAUCUCUGAACUUGGGUCUGGCCCUGGGCACAUUCUCACUGAUCUACAAGGCAGUUUCCUGUUCUCUGCGCAAUGUUUGUGGAUAUGAUAGUGCCACUUUUGCAAUACCCGCCGGUCUGCUGGGCUCCAUUGGUCUGUUGCAGUUCCCAAACAUUACGAUAUCGCUGUAUGUGAUGUGGAAGGCGAUGCAUAUGCUCUAUGUUUGGGGCAUUAAGGAGGAUGUUGUGCCCGAAAUACCGCACUUUAAUAUGAUACUAUAUAGUGCGUGUACAGCUGUGCUCUUCCACUGCGCCAUCCUGGAGGCAAAAACAAUACGUAGCAGCUACUACAGAUUCCUAUUUGAUAUGUCGGGCAAAAGAGUGAGUCUCUUCCACGUGGAAAACUUCGAAGGCUUCGGAAUGAAGAGCAAGGAGCAAGUAAAUGAAGUCGUCAAGAAGCUCAAAAUAGACUUAUCGUCGCCACUGCCCAUAACGCCACUAACCGUCUAAAGCGGUGCUUGAAUUAUACGAAUUUAGUUGGGAGCAUUCAUUGAAAUGGUAGCUUGAUAGUCUUAAGUAAAUAAAUAAUAAAAUAAAUAUAUGUUUAUAUUUGCUAUAAUUUGUAUAAUAAAAUUUAACAAAAUGUUUGAAAUGAAAUGCCCAAAUUGGCCGUAAACUGUGCCGGAACAUUCAUCACAUUGUUAAACGACAACAGUCCUCAUCUUCAAUCUCAUUCCCAUUCUCAGCAACUUGCUAGGCCUACUCAAUUAUUUACAUUUAUAUGUCAUAGAAAUUUAUUACCAGCCAUAACUCAGCCGGCUAGCCGAAAGUGCAGCGUUUAAAACUUACUAAAAAUAAAUAUAAAACACAAAAUGAAAACGAAAAUGUAAAUGUAAAUGUAAAUAAAAUAAAAGGAAU